Molecule: messenger RNA, 1080 nt
Organism: Gracilinanus agilis (Agile Gracile Mouse Opossum)
Lineage: Eukaryota; Metazoa; Chordata; Mammalia; Didelphimorphia; Didelphidae
Gene: STPG1
Product: sperm tail PG-rich repeat containing 1
Exons: 11
Coding region: 1-1068 (355 amino acids)
Biological process (GO): epigenetic programing of male pronucleus
Cellular component (GO): male pronucleus; female pronucleus; germinal vesicle
Molecular function (GO): histone binding; chromatin binding
Source: RefSeq, a predicted model, not a curated record
AUGGCCACCAUGCAAAGUGACUCCCACAGAAGAUCCAGACAUUCUAAAAAGAUACAAAAAGGUUAUACUGGCGCAUAUCCAAAGCAAUCUUCUAUUCCUUAUAAAUUUCGGACCAUAGUAAUCCCGGAUUCAGAAAAGAAAGGAUUUAACAGUCAAACCAAAAGAUUUUGUUAUAAACUGGAUGAUAACCCAGGUCCAGGUUUCUACAAUGUCAUUCAUCAAUCUCCAGAGUUCAAUAGCGUCUCAAUAUCAAGGAAAGGAACAGGAGCUUUUCCUUCUAUGGAUACUCGAAUGUACUCGAAGACUCCUAAUUAUCCUGCAGCUAAUGCCUACAACGUCCCAUCGAACUUUACUUCCAAGAAGGACUUCAGUCAAGCAGGCUCUAGCAUGUUCCAGUUACCCUUCUGUGGGAAAGUCACCAAGUGGCUCACCCCAGCACCCAAUCAGUAUGAUACCACAGUAUCUCUCUGCAUGAAACGGAAUGAUUUGUGUUCUGGGGUUGCUUUUAUGUCAAAAACCCCAAGAACAUGGACAACCGUUAGAAAUAAGCUGGCACCUUCCCCAGGGCAUUACGAGAUUAAUGAGAGCCUGGUGAAGGAGGCCCCCAAGCUUGUUGGAUGUGGUUUUAAGUCAAGAACUGGUCGGGAUGUGAAGAUAACAUCUUUUGUCCCUGGGCCAGGCUACUACAAUCCUAAUGGGCCCAUCAAAAUCCCUCCAAAGAAGAAAAUGAUCCCGGCCCCCUCUUGUUCAGUCGUUUCAGUCAUGUCCCCAUUCGGGCACCUAGCUUUGUGCCUGGGAGGAAGGAAACGAUACGCACUGACAUUCUCUGCGUUCCCACUGCCUCCUGUCCCCAAGCCUCCCAUCCCAGGUCCUGGUCAAUAUGACAUCGUGAACUAUGACACCCCCCAGAAACAUUACAUCUCCACCUCCACAUUCGUGUCCAGUACCAGUCGGUGGGCAGGAAACGCAAACCAGACUCUCCCGGGACCAAAUACAUACAAGCCUGAAUUCCCUGGAAAACAGUCUUUUAUCUACAACAGUGACAAAAAAUGGAUCCCUGUUUUAUAACAGAGUCCUAAA